UGGCUGCUCCUCAGUCCUGCAGGUCCCGCCUCCUGCCUCCUGUCUCCUGCCCCCUGCCUCAAGACUGCGGGGCUGCUGCCAUUUCACAGCGGACACACACGAACACACACACACACACACAUCAGAGCCUGUUGCUGGACGAACGUCUCCUGCUGCAUGACCUUCUUUUCCCUUCUCUCCUGGGUACAGAAGUUGACUUGUGAGGAUGAGUGUCGCGGUGGCGGAGGGCUGCUUUAUGUCCGCCCUGCAGCCCAACUCCUCCUGCACCGCUUACAUGAUUCCCUCGGACGGUCCGUGUCCGGACCCGGUGGCUAAAGCUCGGAGGGUCCAGGAGCAGGUCCGGAUGAGACUGGCCGAGAAGAGGUCCUCCUCCAUGACCAGACUGGACGACUCCCUGGCCGCAUCAACCGAUUACAGCUUUCCUGAGACAAAGAGCUUAGCGCAGACCCUUGGUUUCAGUUCCAGAUCCAUGAUACACACACCCAGACGCAUCAUGGCCGUUCCCACAGGUCCCCUUCCCUCCUCUGGUUUCUCUUCUCGCUCUGCUAUGGAGACAAGUUCCAGGUUGAGCCACAGAGGAAGCAGCAUGGUACAGAGCAACUUCCAGACUGUGCAGGCACACAACAGAAGCAGGCGGUCCAAGUCAAUGUGUCAGGCUGACCAGGAGAGGUUACCUCUUACUGUGGUGGUUCCUCCAGAGACCGCCUAUUUUCCAGUCUCCGUGGAUCCCCCACACAGCCGAAGCCUCAGUGGGAUAUUAGCCCAAGAAAGACGCAACUGGCCUGAGGAGCCGCCGCAUCAGUCCUCCUACAAAGGCCCCUCCCAUCGCACCAUCAGCCGCAUCACUAACCGGCAGCAGCACAACCAGCAACAGGGCUAUGCCUUUGAGAGAGAGGGCUGGUUGGGGACUGGCAGGGGAGUCCCCAUGGCAGGGGACGGCUGGGGAACACAGUGGCAGCAGCAUGUGUCCCGGACCAACCAUGUGACGGGUGCAGGGCAGUACCAAGCCCCCCUGAAACGGACUGCCUCGGUCCGCAGUGUGAGGAGCGUUGGGAAAGGAGUGGAUGUCUUGGAUGGAGUAUCAAUACACAGCAACGACCCCCUGGCAGAGAUACAGAGUCUGGACAUGGCAACAGCUGUCAGAUAUCUGUCUGAAUCAGACACGGCCCUGCAAAUUCUGGGAGCUGCAUACAUACAGCACCAGUGCUACCAUAGCAGCGAUGCAAAGGACCAGGUGCGUGCGCUUUAUGGCAUUCCAGCUCUGGUUCAGCUUUUCACCAGCGACAACCAGGAAGUGCAGCGUUACACCACGGGCGCCACGCGGAACCUCAUCUACGAGAACUCUGACAACAAGGUGGCCCUGAUAGAUGCCGGGGGUUUGACCCAUCUCGUCAGCAUCCUUCGCCAACCUGACAAGGAGCUUCAAAAGAUCAUCACAGGCGUCCUGUGGAAUCUGUCCUCCAGAGACAACCUGAAGCAAAAGCUGUCCAAAGAAGCUUUAUCAGAGCUGAUAGAUACAGUGCUGAUUCCUCUGUGCAGCAGUCUUCCACUGAGUCCAUCUGAGAGAGACAUCUUCUACAACACCACCGGCUUCCUCAGGAACUUGAGCUCAGUGAAUGAGAGGACAAGACAGAAGAUGAGAGACAUGCGAGGUCUGGUGGACUCUCUGGUGUCCUACAUCACACAAGAGGACAUGACUGAGGAUAAGGGUUUGGAGAAUUCCCUGUGUGUGAUGAGGAAUCUGUCCUACCAGCUCUACACGGAGCUUCCUUCAUCAGUGCGACUCCGCCUGGAGGGCCAAUCGAGAGCUUCUGCCUCCCGGGACAUUGACACCAUUGGUUGCUUUACUAUGUACAACAAAAAAAACUCACAGCGUAACCAGAACCUGACCAUACUGUCGGAGGUAUCCCGACAACCUAAAGGGUCUGAGUGGCUGUGGCACCCAAAGGUGGUGGAGAUGUACAAGGGUGUUCUACAAAACAGGGACAUCAGCUCCACCAGCCGUGAGGCUGCCAUAGGAGCCCUGCAAAAUAUCACCACAGGAGAGGCCUGGUGGUCAUCAGUGCUGAGUGGUGUGGUGAUGGAGCAGGAGAGGAUGUUGCCCAUCCUGCUGGAUCUGUUAGACACCAACAGUGAGAUGGAGCUGAGACCUUUGACUGGCCUGCUGAAAAAUCUGGCCGGACACUCAGCGAACAAAGACCACAUGGCUAAGAACAUGGUGAAUGCUCUUGUGUCCAAGCUGCCAUGUGAUGGUCUACAGAAAACCCCGUCCAGCGAGGUGGUGUCCAAUUUGUGUGCAGCACUCAAUCACCUGGUCACCUGCAGUUCUAUAGCAGCACGAGACAUCUCCUACUUCAACGGCCUUCCCAAACUGGUGGGCAUUAAGAGCUUCCAUGAUAACAGCCCUGGGAGUAUUAAAACUGCCAAAGCGGCCUCAACUGUGCUCUACAAUAUGUUCCAGUACAACAAGCUGCACAAAGACUACAAACAGAAAGGAUUUACCAGACAGGACUUCACAGAGGCCACCAUCUAGCUUGCCACAUGUAACAUGCUUCUUUCUGAGCUUUUGACCUCUGGAUCACAGCUGCUGAGAGGAAAAGAAGAGAAACAGCUUCAAUGAGCUGUUCAUAGAACUGUGACUGACUUACAGGAAAAAAAAAAAAAGAACAGCAGCCAACGGAAGAAUGGACUUUAGGUUUGCCCUCAUUUACGUGGUUCCCCCCCCCAAAUAUAUCUGUGUGUGUGUUAGGGUUUGACUGGGUUUAUACACUGACUCCAUUGACUUUUGGAUUAGUGGGGCUGAUUGCUGACAUGACAGUUUUAAAAACAUUCAUAAUAAAAUGUAUUUUCACUCAGAGAAAAUGCCAGGUGCAAAACAAACACCCCAAACCAGAAAUUAAAUAUAAAUAAGUUAGCAUGCUAACCAGAUAGCCUUGGCUCAUCCGGUCACUGUCUCCCUAAUACCACUUCAUACCUCUAGAGGUGACAGUGAUUCAGUCUUCCCUCAGUCCAACACGAGAAGAGGAAGAGGUUAUAGCUGUGAGAAGGCUCUGUAGCAGUGUAUCAGCCAUUUACUCUCAGCACCCAUUAAAUAAAAAAACCAUUCAGGAUAGUAACAAGUUAGCAAGUGCCCUAAACUGAGGUUAGAUUUCUUAAUGCAGACAUUAGAUCUUAUUGGCUUGUGAGCCAAAACAACAGCCCAGCAGGAUUUGUCCCAAUGUGUCUGAUGGCGUGUCUGACCAUCACAAAGAAGAAUGCACCUAAGGGCUUUUUAUUUUACUUUUACAGCAUAAUAUACUGCCCCCUGCUUGUUUGGAGUAAUCAUUUUACUCAAGGACAAGACUGAGAGAAGGGAUUUUCUUUUUAAAUCAAUUUAUUUGUAUGUGAUUAAUUAAGCACUGCAUCACUAGCAUAAACAGAAAACAGAAAAUAUAUUUAGAGAACAGUAACAGUGUUGUCAACAUGUGGAUGUUAGAUUCAAAUAAUUAUCCUGGUCCUGCCCUGGUUAUCAUUUUACUUUGUCCAGAGGUUAAUGACCAAACAUCAGACUAUAGCUACAUUUCUAUCAGACUAGAGCUAUUUAGGAUCAACUAUAUCAGUACAUUUUCAAAGAGGGCUCAGCAUGUCACUGAGUGAAUCAGGAGCUUUUUACAGUGGAGCUCUCCUCAUCGGUGUCCAAGAACAUUUAUCAGCUGGGCUGUGAUUUAAAUAUACUUUCUUGUUAAAAAUAACCUUAGAGAUUAACAGAAACUAUCAUUAUUCACAAUGUGCAAAUGUCCACAAAAUGCAGAUUGACAAGUGUCAGCCUUCAGUCACGAGACACGAAAAUGAAAGAAUUGUUAGAUGCAAUUUCGGAGACGGCGGCCUAAGAGGGUAGUAUGUACAGAAUGCUGCUCUGAGAUGGAAGGCCUGCACUUCAGUGUCACUCUAAUCGGUGUCUACCUUUAGCUUCAACCGCUUAAGCACUUGCCUUACUAUUACCUUUAGCACAUCAGAUAUCAUGGCUGUUGGUCGUUAUUAUUAUAACUAUCUAUUCUAGCCAGUAGGACAGACAGUGAUGUGUGAACAAACUCACAGCAGGGAGGAGAGAGGGGCUGGUGGAGAAUUCAAAGAGCAAACAAGGGUAUUUCUGUGGAAGGAGUGUGGGAGGGUGUGGACGAUACUGCAGACCUGAAAAAGCCUUACAACUAGCAGGGAGGAAGGGCGGGCCCAGGUUGACUGAGGGAGUGAAAAACCUGGAUCUCCAGUGGGAUAAAGGGAAGAGAUGGACUUCAACACAAAGAUCACCAAACACGAGUGAAUGUUAGAGUGUCAUUAUACUGCUGAUAGUUGUUCUCGUGAAUUUCUUACAUCCAUUCUCUUCCCCGCCGACUUCGGGUGUAAAGAAUGUCAGGCUAGUAGAUGUGGAUAGUAAAGUAGAAUAGAGAGAACAGGGUUGUUUGGUGUGAAUAUGCAACAUGUUUUGAUUUCCUCUACUGUCGCUUUUUUAAUUGUAUCUAUUGUCUGUCUGUAAUUUUGUUAUCUACAUAUGCCGCCUUGUUUACUGGUCAUAUGCUGUUAUUAGUCUCUAUGCUAAUUUACCAGCUGUCUUAUUGGAGAAAGUAACCUUUUAGAGUUUGAAUAUUCACUUCAGUUUUUCCAAACAAUGACUUUUAUGGAAAUUUGCUCCAGUUUAUUUGUAGAUGUGAGGAUCAUCCCUUGCUUGUUGAGAGCAGAGGUUAUCUCAACAAGCCCUUUGGGGUUUUACGGCUGGCUUUAUUGUCUGUAGCGUUUCCUUUUGGAUCAUAAAAUUUAGGCUCAGAGCUGAAAUAUUUUUGUUGCUGCCAAUUUGUCUGAAGGAAAAGCUGAAUGCAUAAUAAAUAAAUGUUUGAUUAGACAGAUUAAAAACAGUGUUGACACUCUG
Molecule: messenger RNA, 4903 nt
Organism: Pleuronectes platessa (European plaice)
Lineage: Eukaryota; Metazoa; Chordata; Actinopteri; Pleuronectiformes; Pleuronectidae
Product: plakophilin-3
Exons: 13
Coding region: 206-2533 (775 amino acids)
Biological process (GO): cell-cell adhesion; cell-cell junction assembly
Cellular component (GO): plasma membrane; cytoplasm; adherens junction
Molecular function (GO): cadherin binding
Source: RefSeq, a predicted model, not a curated record